Talpa occidentalis (Iberian mole) is the source of this 3554-nucleotide messenger RNA. It is a transcript of the gene INPP5K, whose product is annotated as inositol polyphosphate-5-phosphatase K. Gene Ontology annotation, molecular function: phosphatidylinositol-4,5-bisphosphate 5-phosphatase activity; inositol bisphosphate phosphatase activity; phosphatidylinositol-3,4,5-trisphosphate 5-phosphatase activity. The transcript is spliced from 12 exons. Lineage: Eukaryota; Metazoa; Chordata; Mammalia; Eulipotyphla; Talpidae. Gene Ontology annotation, biological process: negative regulation of glycogen biosynthetic process; phosphatidylinositol dephosphorylation; negative regulation of phosphatidylinositol 3-kinase/protein kinase B signal transduction. The record is from RefSeq and is a predicted model, not a curated record. Bases 264 to 1622 code for a protein of 452 amino acids. Gene Ontology annotation, cellular component: ruffle; cytoplasm; plasma membrane.
UCCCGAAGGGCCUUCGCUCUCAGCCUUUCACCUUUUCGCGCUCGCCGGACAGCCCCGCCCCUUCUCCCGAGUCGCACCACCCAGAGCCCUCCCGGCGCUCAGGCCCCGCCUCUUAAGAGCCGAGGCGGAGGGUCAGAAUCCGGAAGAAAAACAUUCCGGCGGCGAGCGGGAGCUGGCCUGGAUCUGCGGCCGGGAGGGGGCUGUCAGGCCAGGACCGCCUGGGGCGGGGACUCGCGAGCCGGCUGGGCCGCCGCGUGGGGACGAUGGCGACCGUGAACCCACGGACGCCGACAGAACCGAAAGGCAGGAAGCUCAGCCUGCACGUUGUGACAUGGAAUGUGGCCUCUGCAGCACCCCCUCUAGACCUGAAUGAUCUGCUGCAGCUGAACAAUCAGAACCUGAAUCUGGACAUGUAUGUCAUUGGUUUGCAGGAAAAGAACUAUGGGAUCAUGAGCCUCCUUUCUGACACUGCCUUUGAAGACUCAUGGAGCAAUUUCUUCAUGGAUGUGCUUUCCCCUCUAUGCUUCGUCAAGGUCUCCUGUGUCCGCAUGCAGGGACUCCUCUUACUGGUCUUUGCCAAGUAUCAGCAUUUGCCCUUUAUCCAGAUCCUCUCUACUAAAUCUACCCCCACCGGCCUUUUUGGGUACUGGGGGAACAAAGGGGGCGUCAAUACCUGCCUGAAGCUUUACGGCUACUAUGUCAGCAUCAUCAACUGCCACCUGCCCCCACACCUGGGCAACAACGACCAGCGCUUAGAACACUUUGACCGAAUCCUGGAGAUGCAGAAUUUUGACGGUCAAGAAAUCCCCAACAUCCUGGACCAUGACCUCAUUCUCUGGUUUGGAGACAUGAACUUUCGGAUUGAGGACCUUGGGAUGCAGUUUGUUCGGGAAGCCAUAAAAAAUGAGUGUUACAGUGACCUGUGGGAGAAGGAUCAGCUCAGCAUUGCCAAGAAAUGUGACCCACUGCUCCGGGAGUUCCAGGAGGGCCCCCUGCUCUUCCCACCCACCUACAAGUUUGAUAGGAACACCAACAACUAUGACACCAGUGAGAAAAAACGCAAGCCUGCAUGGACCGACCGCAUUCUGUGGAGGUUGAAGCGGCAGCCCCAAGCUGAUCCCCACACUCACAGGCAGCUGGCUCCCCACUUCCUGCUGUCUCUGAGGAGCUACAUCAGCCACAUGAUGUACAGCAUCAGUGACCAUAAACCUGUGACCGGCACCUUUGACUUGGAGCUGAAGCCAUUGGUGUCUGCCCCGAUGAUCACCCUGAUACCUGAGGGCCUGUGGACUAUGGAUAACGACAUGUUGAUCAGCUACUUCUUGACUGCAGACUUCCUCAGCAGCCCCUGGGACUGGAUUGGGCUGUACAAGGUGGGACUGCGCCACAUUAAUGACUAUGUGUCCUAUGUCUGGGUCAAGGACAAUCAGGUCUUCUCCAGCGACAGGCUGAACCAGGUAUACAUCAACAUCAGCAAUGUCCCUGAGACUGAGGAUAAGUUUCUCCUUUGUUACUAUAGCAAUAGUCUACAUUCUGUGGUGGGAAUAAGCAAACCCUUCAAGAUCCAACCUCAUACCUUCUUGGGGGAGGACCUACCAGGUGAAGCCCAACCACAGAACUGAGCCGGGAUGAGAGUGAAUCCAGGACGGAGGCCAGAGCUGGCAGCUAGCUCUGCCUACCACUGCCAGGAGCUCUGGGGGCCCAGCCCGCCCCCUGAUGAGGUAGCAAGUAACCUCCACCUCCCGGGGGAGCUCUAGCCACACUCCUUUGCUCUCUCUAGUCUACACCUCUAGAGUUGACCACUUAAAUACAGGUUUUUGUUGCUGAGGUGUGAGUGAAACCAGCUAGUUUGUCAACAGUGAAGACUUGGGGACAGCCCACCAGACGUGGGCUAUAUCUCCGUUCCUGACUUUCCUCCCCACACACUUCCAGUCCCAACCAAGCAGGCCUACCAGGCACAUGCCCCAUCUGGCACAGACCUGCAUUCUUGUCAUGCCAUCCUGGGCCUGCUGGGGAAGGGAGAUGCUCACAUUUGUACAGACUCCAUAGACCGAUUGGCGUAAGCAGCACUGGAUUCCAGGAGUUUUGGAAUGAACAUGACCUGUUCCCCAGAGGGAUUGUGGAGGGUCUGGGAUCAUUCCUCCUCUCAGCAGAAGCAGUAUGACUAAGAUGGCAGGGUAGAGGGGCCCUCUACCCAGGCUUUUAUGUAGGGCUUAUGGGCAGGUUGCUGAAUAUCCUUCUGCCAGCACAAAUGCCUCCCCAUCUCCCAAGGAAUCUUACCUAGGAAGUUCCAGGGCCUGAGCACAUACUUGGACCCAGAUUUAUUUCUGCUUGGUCAGGCCCCCAAAUUGCCUUCUUGUGAAGGUUUGGCAGGUGGUAGAGGAGUUGUGGCCAGAGAUUUUCCCAGAGUGGUCCUUGCUAAAUAGAGCUUCUUUGCCCCUACCCUUACCAGCAGUCACUGGCAAGAAACUGCCCCUCUCAACUCUUCAGGGACCCAGAAGUGGGAGUGGGAGAACCAAAAUAUUUAGAAUCUGGCCCUGGAGGUCUUCAGAGAGCAUUCUCCAGCUGCUGCGUGGACAUGACUUGUCCUUACUCCCACCACUUGCCUCCAUCCACUUCUGAUUCAGUGGCCCUUCUUGGAGAGAACACCUCAGGGAGCCUGCACUGUGACUCUCAUGUCCAUCCUGAGACUGAAGGAUGCUCUAGUUGCUUGUAAUUUCUACAGAAGUACACAUCAUGGAAUCUGUGUGUACUAUCAAGAACUUCUCCCCUGGCUUCUUGAGGGCCGUGACUGACUGUACUCUGUUGGUUAUAUUGGAGAAUAAUUAGAAACAUGGCUUUUACACUUGUGUGUGACUCUUUGAUGAUGCUGGUGGGAAGAGGCACACGGUGUGUUUCUAGACUCCAGAACAAGGGCUCUGUAGAUCCAGACUAGACUUUGUAACUCAAAGUGACAGAUGGGAAUGUGGUGAGAUUCUGGAGUGACAGCCCUCUGGGUGCCUCACCCAGUUGAGGCACGCCAUCUAUGCUGUUGGACACUUCAUUUACUCUGCUGUUAAGCAGAAUGGGUUUUUUGGAAGUGACAACUUGGAGAAGGUGCUUACUCUGUUCCUACUGGUUCACUGUCCUCACACGCCACUUCCUUAGUCUUGAGCCCUGGUCCUGGCUUAAAUGAUCAAAAAUGUCACCUUCUUUCUCUCUGCCCUGCCUCUCCCCGAGAGAUUCCCCCUCUAUACUGCCUCCACUAUACACACACCUGAGGAAACAUGAACCCUCAUACUUGCCCACCUUGCCCCUUGUGGGGGGAAAAGAGGAUUUAAGCACAUCAUUAGUUCAGGGAAACCAAGCUCAGAGAGAGAACAUGGGCUCAUUGGAAAUUAACAUGGGCUGCAAAAACAGGAAUAGCAUCAAGACCUGGGUUUGAAUUAGUUCCAUGUCACCCACAUAGGAGUCUCAGUGGUCUGUAAAGUACAAGUAAUGUACCUAUUCACAAUAUUGUGAGAGGACAAUUAAAGCAACACUAUACCUACCACCUUGUUUUGUUUUAUGCAGCC